UCUCCAACCACUCGGGCCCCUGCCCGGGGCUGGCAGCUGUCCCUCUCGCUGUGCCAGUGCCCCGCGGGCCGUUCUGGCCGUCCAGCAUGGUGGACUACUAUGAGGUGCUGGGCGUGCCCCGGCAGGCCUCGACCGAGGCCAUCAAGAAGGCUUACCGCAAGCUGGCGCUCAAGUGGCACCCCGACAAAAACCCCGAGAACAAGGAGGAAGCAGAAAGGAGAUUCCAGCAGGUGGCCGAGGCCUACGAGGUGUUGUCGGACGCCAAGAAACGCGACGUCUACGACCGCUAUGGCGAGGCGGGGGCGGAGCGUGGCUGCGCAGUCGGCAGGCCUUUCGAGGACCCCUUCGAGUACAUCUUCAGCUUCCGCGACCCGGCCGAGGUCUUCAGGGAGUUCUUCCGUGGCCAGGACCCAUUCUCCUUUGACUUCUUCGGAAACCCGCUGGAAAAUAUUUUUGGUGGUCGGAGGAACUCCCGGGGAAGCAGAAGCAGAGGGUCUGCACCCCUUUUCUCUGCCUUCAGUGAAUUUCCAGCUUUUGGGGGUGGAUUUUCUUCUUUUGAUACAGGAUUUAGUUCCUUUGGCUCCCUGGGAAGUGGGGGCCUUUCUUCCUUCUGCAUGUCCUAUGGUAGUGAUGGGACAGGCAGCUUCAAGUCCAUGUUGACUUCCACUGAAAUAGUUGAUGGCAAAAAAACCACCACCAACAGAAUUAUUGAGAAUGGCCAAGAAAGGGUGCAAGUGGAGGAAGAUGGAGAGUUCAGUUAAAGUCCUUCAUAAUAAAUAGCAUAGAGCAGUUGCUCCGCAUUGACACCGAGUAAUCCCAGUCCACAUUUGAAUUAAAGCACAUCUGGAGGAAUAGUGGACUUUUUUUAGGAUUGAAAAUGAACUUUGCUUUCAGAAAAACUGUACCCAAGAAUUUAUAAACAUUUUAUGCCAAUGCCUGUCUUUACCGUUGGGACUACUAUGGAUAGGACCUCUGUUUGUCUUUCGAUCAUUGUAAAUAUCUGUAUGUGCUUUGCUAUUUAUUAAACUUAAGCCUGAGGC
Molecule: messenger RNA, 1040 nt
Organism: Piliocolobus tephrosceles (Ugandan red Colobus)
Lineage: Eukaryota; Metazoa; Chordata; Mammalia; Primates; Cercopithecidae
Product: dnaJ homolog subfamily B member 3-like
Exons: 1
Coding region: 87-761 (224 amino acids)
Molecular function (GO): Hsp70 protein binding
Source: RefSeq, a predicted model, not a curated record